Trichoplax adhaerens is the source of this 6204-nucleotide messenger RNA. RefSeq lists its product as uncharacterized. Bases 1 to 6204 code for a protein of 2067 amino acids. Gene Ontology annotation, molecular function: protein binding. The transcript is spliced from 42 exons. The record is from RefSeq and is a predicted model, not a curated record. NCBI's taxonomy places the organism in Eukaryota, Metazoa, Placozoa, Uniplacotomia, Trichoplacea, Trichoplacidae.
AUGGAUGAUAUUAAACUAGAUUCAUGGAAAAAUGAGUUGGCACGCAUUAAGUAUACUCUUAAAACCACAGAAUCAUAUCCACUAACAUUGCAUAAUGGCUUGCAGCUCGAGCAUCAAAUGGUCCAUCCUUUCCCUGUUCGAUGUAUAACAUACGCAAGCGCUAAAACAGGACAGCAAUUUAUUUCUCAUCUGGGGAGUGGAUCUAAUACUCAGAUUAACAUUUGGACGAUAGCAAAUGCAGGAUUUACAAAAAAGUUUCAAAGAAUUAAAAUACAAUCAAUAACUAUCAAUCAUCUUACUUAUGUUGCCAAGCAUAGAGUUUUUGUUGGAUUUUGCCAGGAUUUAUAUCUUCGUGUAUUCUCUAGCGUAUUUGAUGAAUUAUCUCGAGCCUUAUGUCCAACCACAGUUUUAAGUGUAUUUUAUAAUGAACCUACAGAUGAAAUCUUUACAUGUGGAGUCGGUUUUAUUUCUAUAUGGAAAUUCGGAAAUAAGAUAAAUGAUCCAUUAGAGCCAGGGCGCAACAUUCCGACGACCGUUACACCAGAUAAGUGGGUAACUGGAUUUGAAGUUUAUCCUAAUGCCGAAAAAUUAUUAGCAAUCAGUGGCGAUGGAAUUUUCGUACUGGAUUACUAUGUCUGGAAUUUAAUGGUUUACAGCUUAAUUCAUACCUUCCAUGGUCAUUUACAAAGUGUAACCGGAUUAAUUGUGCAUCCUCAUGAGCCAUUGUUGUUAUCUAGCUCGACAGAUCAUACUCUGAGAACAUGGAGACUAGAUACAUUUGAAGAAACAUGUCGAAUUAAUGUCGGAGACGCUAUACUUGGCAUGAAAUUGUUAAAUAACCAUCAACUAUUUUAUCAUUCGAAAGAUACUAUUAAAGUGUGGAAUUUAAAUCAUCGUAUUUGCGGUAAUUCAUUCUCAUGUGAUAAGAAUGUCUUGCGUUAUGACAAAGUAACCACAGUUGCUGUAAUGCAAACGGACGAUGCCAUAGAAGUCGAAUACUUAGAAGAUAAUAAAGUGCCAUCGCUAUCGCUCCUCUUUGCUGGUCUCUACAAUGGCGAAAUAUCAUUACUCCAUGGUUCAAAUACUAGAAUGGAAAAUAUUGCAGCUCAUGGAGGAGCUAUAAUACGAUUAACAGUAUCUGAGCGCAACAUCAAUAGCACAGGAAUUGGUCGUUAUUGUAGACUUGUAUCACUAGGAAAUGAUAGAAUUGUUAGAAUAUGGAGAGUUAAUGUUAUCCAUCCCGAAACAAUCUAUCUAAGUGGCUUACGAAGUGUCACGUUGGAUGGUGUACCUACAAAUGUCUGCAUGAUGGAUAAUGCUCUUUGUGUAUCGAUGAGAGACUAUUCUACUGUCAUAUACCAACUCCAUGAAACCAAAGGUGGUGAAUAUAUUCAUCAACUUAGUAGCCCUGAUCAUACGAAAGAUAAUGCCAGUGAUGCAGAUAAUAAAUUAAAAAAUCGCGCUCUAUCCCUUAAUACCUCGAAAUCGGUUGGAUUGGAAGCACCUAGCUCGGAGAAUCGAUCAAUAACUGCCAUGACGACUAGAACAUUUGAAACUAUUGAAGAAGUAGAAAGUAGCGAUAGUUUGCUCAAUCUUUCACGCGAACGACAUGCAACCGUACUAACCCAAGCAAGUAGCCAUUGGUCAUAUACCGACGCAUAUACGGUGAUAGACAUAAGUUGCUGUUCCGCUCUGCAAUUAUUUGUUACAUCUGCAAGAGAUGGUUCGGUCAAGGUAUGGGACACUGAAAACGGUCUAGUAAGGGAGAUGGUAUUUGAUGAUAGCAUUCGUGGAGUUACUUUUAUGAAUAAACGAGGUGAUAUACUUAUCGGUUUCCAAAAGCACAUCAGUAUGAUUCCUGUGCAUAAUUACUUGCCGCCACAAUAUCUGGAAAAGUUAAUAGAAAUGGAUUUUGAGGAUGAACCAAUUGAGGAACCAGCACCAUUUAAUACUGAAGCUCAAUUCUGGUACAAGAAAGAUAGUAUACCAACAUUGCCUGUACCAUUGGAAUGGCGUCUUCAAGAUCAUCCUAAUUAUGAUCUAAGAGCUAUUCGUAUAGCCAAUAUGUCGAUGAAUAAGACGGAAGCCUUCCAUCCAACGUUAUUGUCUAGAUUAUACUAUGGUCUUAGCAACACAGAAUUUAUAUCAAAAGAUGAUAUAGAACGAGGCGAAAAAGCCAUACGAAUUUUCCUGAAGCAAGGCGUUCUUAUUAAGAAGCGACUAAAAGACAAAUUGCAUUCGCUAGCUAGACGAGCAAGAGCACGAACAUUAGUGCUCAAGGAAGAGUCGGAGCCUGCUCAAGUUACUGAUCUUAUUUCCAAGAAAUCUGAAGGAAAUAGUCGAAAAACAAGCUUAACCAAUGCUUCUAAUGAUUUAGUAACAGGCAAUAAUGUUGACGAUAGUGAUAUUCUUUCGCAAAAUAUUUAUAAAGAUGAAAUGGAGGAGUCUGAAGUUAAGAAACUUGAUGCUAUGGUAGAUGGAAUGAUUACUGAAAUUGCAUCCGUUGUGUUCGAUGAUAAUUUCUCCUUACUUUAUCAUGACGGAUAUGUUCCUAAUUCAGUUGCGCGAAAACUUUUGGAAGAUUUCAUGCCCGACCUUCAUAGCGUCGUCGUUCUGCCACCAGCUCAGAAAAAGAAAGACCCAUCGAUGGAGUUUGAAGUCUUACCCGAAGAAAACGAUGAGGAAGAUCGCGUGUUCAUUUGGAGCGAUAGCAACUCAGAAAAAGAAAGCAAAGAAACAGAUACGUCCAAAGAAAAGCUAGUAGACAAUCGCACUCGCACGUAUACAUUUGAUUUCUCUGGCAAAAGAAUUAAAAAACCUUUUAAAAAGAAAAAGAAGGAGGAAUCCAAAGAUUCUAAUGCAGCUCAAGAGACUGUAGCCAAAUCCAAACCACGUAAAGGGGUUAGAAUUCGAUUUCAAAAACAGUCUUUGCCACCUCCGACGGAAAAGAAGUCAGUUAAAGUGGCAAAAGACAAUCUAGCUGAUUUAGUUUACGAAGGCGAUAGAUCACUAGAAGAUGUCUUGAAAAGAUUAGCUAAAUUGGGUUUCAUGCCAAGAGGAAUCUCUCAAACUAAAGAUUCAAUUCUAAAAGUAUUCUUGAUGAUGAUUGAUCAUUGUACGACGGUGGUACACCAGGAAAUAUGCGCUGGCAUAAUAUCCAUCAAUAAAUUUAAUGGCUUAGAUGAAAAUGAUAUUGAUACUGUGGUCAAAAAGUUAAUCGAACAGUUAAAUCACCCAUUGCCACAAGUGCGAUUGAACGCUACUCAAGCAUUAUCUACGAUGGGUAUCAAAAAUAAAAGUAUUAUGGUUGCCAUGCUGCCUCGACUUGUCGACAGUCAGGCAAGUAUUCGUGACGAAGCCAAAGUUUUAUUAGAGAUUUCCUCUUUCAUCACCAAUAGGGAAGAUUUGAUUAAAUUAAUGGAAGAAUUAGGAGCUUUAAAAACAGUAGAGCAAGUUGAUGAGGCGGAGUUAAUAGCCGAUAUUGCGGAUAGACAGGUUAAAGGAGAAGACAUGGAAAAUACGGAUCGAAUGUCAGCUUGGCUUGCUGAUGUGCCUUCAGAAGAGAAAGAUGUGAUAGAUGAUUUUCUUGAAGGUGCAGAAGUCCCAGCGGAAGAGGAAAACGCGGUAAGCCAAGAAGAACUAGGUUUAUCGGAAGAAAAAUCCGAUACCAUGGUCCCUUCAACUACAGAAAAGGAUGUAAUUCAUACAAAUGAUGAAGUAAGUGAUAAUAUGGAAGAAAAAGGAGAGCAAGAGAUUGAUUUUGAUGAGCAGGAAGCGGACGAUAAUAAAGUCAGCGAUCAUUUAGAUGAGAACGAGGCAGAAGAUGCAGCAUCAGCCGGUACUAAAUCAAUGUGGAAGUCAAGAAAGCAAAAAAUUAUUGGUGCUACUAGGAUGCGCUAUAACCUCUUAAUUCAUCGUUCCAAGACCAAACUGGAAAAAAAUAACGAUGAGAAGGAUAAUGAAAAAGUUGCUAACCAGUCUGAUAUAACGUUUAAAAAGCUAAAAAAGUUAAAUCGCAAUGCUGGAGGCGGCUUAAGUGAUCAUUCUACGGAUGGAAGUAGAUCCAAACAAGCUAGUGAUCAUAGAGGCGAUAGCAUUAAGUCUUCUAAUACGGAUGAAAAUGACAAAAUGGACGAUAAAUCUCAUUAUAGGCGCCAUCGACAUCGACAUAAAAAACGCGGUAAUACAGUAAGAAUUGAUACAGAAGAUUUAGGUCAAGGUGAUGAAGCCAGUAGUCAAACUGCGAAUCAAGAUUUAUCUACAAAAGCUAAGCAGCGUCGAAAUCGAGAACGAGUUAGAAGACAUCGUAAUAGGAAACAAGAGAUCGAAGUUAUUAGUACAAACGAAAUGGCAAACAUUAUUCCUAAGGUUAAUGGAAUCGAUAGUGAAUUCUCAAGUGACGAUCUCAAGGAUGACGAUUUUAAAGAUAGCCAAAGUUCCGAUGAUGGAGUUUAUGUUCGAGUUGAUUCAGGCAAAAGGAAACAGAAGAGCAAGAAACACCCUGAUGUCUAUUUACCUUCUAUUGCUAAGGCUAGAUCCAAUACUUACCAUCCAAUUUAUCGUAGCUCUAGCCGAAUUGAUGUAGAAGAUAGGGAUAAAUUCUUAAAAAGUAGAGAUAAACAGGUUCUUACCAGUGGAAAUGAAGAACAAACACCAACACUUCCUUCAUUAACGGCUGAUGAUAGGGCACGGCAAUCUGAUGCUUCAAGUAUAAGACGUAGUAGAUCUUCUAGAGCUAGUAGUAAAGAUUAUAAUUCAAUGUCAGACACACAGCCACAUCCGUUAGAUCAACGUAUUAAACAGCCAUUAAAGAAGCUUGAUAGCGAUGGUAGUCAUGAUGAAAGUAAAUUGAAAGAUCAAACCAUUAAGGGAGAUAUUACACUGCCAGAAGUAGAUAGCUCUUCUGAUCAUAGUUCAGCCAUUCAUAAAAGCCAGAAAGGUUCUAAAUUAACCAGCGACAAAAACGAAAGUCCAGAUCGAAAGUCGCAAGUUAGUCGAGCAUUAGAAUUGUUAAAAAGUAUUGAUGAAGACAUUGUACAAAUUAGGCAGCAGUUAAAAGAAGAACGAGAUGAAAUCAAAUCUGCAUCCAGGUCUUCUCCGAGGCACAGCCGAAAGAAACAUGUGCAGGAUAAAAAGACUGAUUCUAUUUUAUCAUCAUUUAAUGCUGGCUUAGCUUUCAUUAAAAGUUUAAAUGCUAAAACUGGCGAUCAUCGCGGAAGAGAAGUUUAUUCGGCACCAACAACAGAAAAAGAAGAAAAAAGUAUUAUACUGCGGAAAAGUGAUAAAUUUCGAGUCGAUUAUACUAAACUUUACGCUAAUAAAUUUAUACAUGACGAUAGAGCUAAAUUAACUACAGCUGUCUCCGAUGCGAGUUCAGGAAUUCGAUUAAAAAUGACCAAAGGGUCAAAAGGACAGCGACUUACAAAAAUGGUGGUUGUAGAUGCUAUGAAUGAUAGUAAUAACAGCAAAUCGUAUGAUCACCUGAAAAAUUUGAAAGAAGACGAAAAAUACUUUAUUGAACCUUUACCUCAUAAGCUAGGCAUUCAUACUCCAAUAAGGAGUAAAGGAAAUAUUCGCUUUGGUAUCAUGAAUAUGAUCUGGACAACAGAAGCACCUGAAUUAAAAUUACAAACCGAUACUCGUAUUCAGCUGGAUGAAAAUGCGGAAAGAUUAAUUCCAUUUGAUGAAGAUGAUAACGAAAUUAAAGCAAGGAAUGAAAUUGCUACAAAGCGACAUCAUUACGACGCGCUAUUGCAGCAAAUGAGAUUCCCAUCGUCUUUAGAGGUUAUUAAUAGAUCGAUAUCAGCGCCUGUGACCGAGUUAGACCAUAAAAAAGCCCAAGGUGAUGGCAAAGAAACAGUAGAAUUAAUUAAUCAACUACUUCAAUCCACAAAUUAUCUUUUAAUACAACCACCAAACGACUAUUUAGCUAAAGCAAAUUUUAAAUCCGAUUAUCAUAAUAAAUCCGAUAACCAAGCAUCAGUUCAAAAUAAUCCUAGCAAUAAUCACCGACAUCAAAUUCCAGCUCAUGAUGUUCAUACACAGCCCAUUCCACAAUCGAAAAUGGAGGUUAAUGAUGAAGAUGGUGAUACUAAGUUAAAAAAUUCGACUCUAUUGUAUUUAGCAAACCAUCAGGCCGAUAUUAAGAACAGUGAGGGUCACAAAUUGUCCAAUCUCAACAUAUUACCUAGUAUAGCUUCAUAA